AUGGCAGCAACCUGCAGUUAGCAGCAUUAAUGCCGAGUUACUUACGCGCAUUUUGAUAUACGCAUCUCUCAAGAAGCUUAUGCUACUAGGGAGAGGGUUAUUGUUAACUUGCGCGCUGGAUGUUGCCCCAGUUAAGUUUCUCAUCAACCGUUUGGCGGUGGCUUUGAAAACCCCUAUGUAGUCUUUCAUACUAUCCAAUCUGCUAGUGUAUGGACGAGGCUUGCUGAAGCGGCUUUGUCGUCCCCGCCGUCGAUCAAUGUACCACGUUAGCCAGCACCUCGCGAGUGUGAAGCCUGCGCUAUGUAAAGCUUACUUACCCGAAGCUGCCUCUCGUUCAUGCGAAGCGGCAUUCUCCUUGGUUGCUGCGGUUAGAGGCUCCCGGCGGGACACCCGUCGACUCCUCAGCACCUCAUCUGCAGCUGCUGCGGACUCUAGCCAAGCCACGGACCUCCUAGACGACCUCGUCAACUAUGAGCGAAGCGGCAUCCCGGCGGCAGCGGGCACCGCCGCAUCCUCUCGCUUUGACCUGGGUCGCAUGCACCGGCUGCUGGCAGCGCUGGGUAACCCCCACCUCGGCCUCAAAGCGGUGCAUGUGGCGGGAAGCAAGGGCAAGGGCUCCACCGUCUCGCUGCUCUCCUCCAUCCUCACCGCCGCCGGCUACCGCACCGGCGCCUACACCUCGCCGCACCUACUGGCGCUGGAGGAGCGCAUCGCGGUGGGGCAGCCGGGGGGCGCCUCGCCCCGCCCCCGCCCCCUGCCGCCCGACCACCUGGCCUUCCUGCUGGACCGGCACAGGGACGCCAUCCGCUCCCGGACUGCGAGCGAGGGCGGGCAGCUGAGCCACUUUGAGGUGGUGACGGCACUGGCGCUCAGGUACUUUGCGGACUGCUGUGUUGACAUCGCGGUGUUGGAGACGGGGCUGGGCGGCCUCACGGAUGCCACCAACGUGAUGCCGGGGGCCAACCUGCAGGCGGCGGUCAUCACCAGCCUGGGUCUGGAGCACGUGGAGGCCCUGGGCGGCAGCCUGCGCUCCAUCGCGGCGGCCAAGGCGGGCAUCCUGCGGCCGGGGCGCCCGCUGGUGCUGGCGCCGCAGCCGCACGCGGAGGCCGCGGAAGUGGUGCUGGCGGCGGCGGAGGCGGCGGGGUGCCCGGUAGUGCGGGCGGAGCAGGCGGUCUCCGUGCGCUCCCGGGGUCUGCAGCUGCUCCCCGACUGCCCGCUGCAGGCCGCCCGGGAGCAGCUGGAGCUGCAGCUGCUGCCCGCACCCGCCUGGCUGCGGGAACACGAGCAACAAGGGGAGUACGGCACAAGCGAUAGCAUCAGCAGUAACAGUAGUCCUAGCAGCAGCAGCAGUAGCAGUAGCACCAGCAGCAGCAGUGCUAGCAGUAGCAGCAGCACCAGCAGCAGCGGGGCCCCUGCUGGCUCCAGUGGUGCCCUGGCGGUGCAGGUGGGGCUGGUGGGUGCGGCGCAGCACGCCAACGUGGCCACAGCGGUGGCGGCGGUGCGGGUGCUGCGGGCGGGCGGCUGGCGGCUGCCCGAUGAGGCGGUGCGGGCGGGGCUGCGGGGGGCGCACCUGGCGGGCAGGUUCCAGGUGGUGAAGCUGCCGGGCCCCGAGGGCCCCUGGGUGGUGUUGGACGGGGCCCACACCGCCCACAGCGCCGCAGCCCUGGUGGCCUCCCUGCAGCAGGCGUUCCCACAACCCCCACCCGCAGCACCCGCUGCACCCACAUCCACUACAGAACACCAGCAGCAGCAGCCAGCCCAGCAGCAGCCUGCUCCUCCUCCCCAGCAGCCAAUAGCCCUGGUGUUGGCCAUGGCCGGCGACAAGGAGCACCGGGAGGUGGUGGGUGAGCUGCGGGCUCUGCGGCCCCGCCUGGCGGUGUUCACGGCGGUGCCCAUCGCGGGGAGCUACCGGAGGGCGGCGUCGCCAGGCACCCUAGCCGCCCACUGGCAGGCUGCCGCGCUGCUGGCGCCGCCCUCCCAGCGCCCCUUCCGCUGCCGGGAGCUGCUGCAGGGCAGUCUGCCGGCCGCAUUCGACAAGGCGCUGCAGGAACUGCGAGCCAUCAUCACCCAGGACGGGGGCGGCAGCAGCGGCGGCGGCGGCGGGAGCAGCAGUGGCGGCG
Messenger RNA from Astrephomene gubernaculifera, 2120 nucleotides. Lineage: Eukaryota; Viridiplantae; Chlorophyta; Chlorophyceae; Chlamydomonadales; Astrephomenaceae. The record is from the annotation of a GenBank genome assembly.